CUUGAUGAUUGGGUGUUAUGUCGAAUAUACAAGAAAAACAACACACAGAGACCAGUGGAUCACGAUAAAGACGAUUCCAUGGAUGAUAUGCUUGGAUCAAUACCGCCUUCGCUAUCAGUCGGUGGCCAUCAGAAUGGAACGGUGCAUCUUACAAAAGGCACAAACUAUGGGGCAUUGCUUGACAAUGAACAGAAUUUAUUCGAAGGAAUAAUAGGCAACAAUGGUACCAGAAGCAGCAGUUCUUCUAUGUCUCACAUGGCCUCUUCAGUAUCCAAGUUAGACCUACCUAUGCUUCCACUCAAAAGAACACUCUCAUCACUGUAUUGGACCGACGAGGACAUGGUUGGCCCUUCAUCAAGUAAGAGAUUUCAAGGGGAUAUAAUUAAUGGUGAUGAAAGUGUCGUGAGGACUGAUGGGGAUAGUUCCAUAGCCACUCUGCUCUGCCAACUUCCACAGACACCUCAAUUGCACCAGCAGACAAUGCUGGGGUCUGUGGGAGAUGGAAUUUUUAGGCCAUCGUAUCAAAUUCCAGGCAUGAAUUGGUACUCUUAA
Messenger RNA from Dovyalis caffra, 552 nucleotides. The record is from the annotation of a GenBank genome assembly. NCBI's taxonomy places the organism in Eukaryota, Viridiplantae, Streptophyta, Magnoliopsida, Malpighiales, Salicaceae.